AUGGCUGGAUUGUGGCAGCAGCUUUUCUCCCCGCGGCAGGGCCAGGCUCUGGCUCUUCUCCACCUCAUCGGCCUGCUCUACCCACCCUCGGGUGCUCUUCCCUGGGAUACCAAAGCCAGCCCACCCCUUCUGGAGGGCUUUCGGGUGGUGAAGGGGAAUUUCUCCAGGACUUUCCUGCACGUUGGCUACCAUAAGAUCGCAGAGAUUCCCACAGGAGCACGCAACAUCAGCAUAAGGGAGACAGUGAAGAGCCGAAACUACCUGGCUCUGCGAACCCAAAGCGGCCUCUCCGUCGUCAACGGCAACUGGGUGAUUGACAGGCAGGGGAGCUUCACCGCCUUGGGGACACAGCUGACGUACCAACGACCCAACGAAAUCCGCUCUCGCAAAGGAGAGUCCAUCACUGUAGCCGGGCCGCUGACCGAGAGCCUGCAUGUUUAUCUGAUCUACCAGCAACCAGGUCCCAGUGUAUACUAUGAGUACAUUGUGCCUUUAAAGAACACCCCCCCCUUGACAUUAGGCCCAUCCCACUCAGGUGAGAAGGACCAGUCAGGUGAGAAGGACCACCAAGGUGAGGAGGGCCACCAAGGUGAGAAGAACCACCAAGGUGAGGAGGACCACUCAGGUGAGGAGCGCCACCAAGGUGAGAAGGAUCACCAAGUUGAGAAGGAUCACCAAGUCGAGAAGGACCCCUCAGGUGAGAAGGACCACCAAGGUAAGAAGGGCCACCAAGAAGAGAAGAACCACCAAGGUGAGAAGGACCACCAAGGUGAUGUCACCAACAAUGACAUCAUCAAAGAGACACCCCACCCUAACCAGGUUCCCUCUGACCUCAGCGUGAGCUCUGACCCCGGGCCCACCUACACCUGGACAAAGAGUGGGCGCAGUGAGUGCAGCUUGACCUGUGGUGCAGGCAGGCGUCAGUUACUCUGGAGGUGUGUGGAGAAAGACUCUGAGAUGACUGUUCCUGCUGACCUCUGUGACCCCGCCCUUGAGCCAACGAACCAGGAAGAAGAUUGCAACACCCAGGCCUGUCCUGCAUACUGGGACGUGGGGGAGUGGUCGGAGUGCAGCAGGAGGUGCGGACCCGGCACUCAGCACCGCCAGGUCAUCUGCCGCCAGGUCAUCUGCCGCCAGGUCACCCGCGUUUGCACCAACAGGACGGAGACCUCAGUCGCCGUGGCUGAAGAGCUGUGCAGGUCCCCUGACGGGCCGGUGACCACGUCCACGUGUCAGCUGAAGAUCUGCAGCCAGUGGGAGACGCGAUCUGAGUGGAGCCCGUGUUCAGUGCCAUGUGGGGUGGGCCAGCGCAGCAGGGAGGUGGUGUGCGUGAGCAACCAGGGUGACGUGGAGCAAGAUGAGGAGUGCAACAUGAACCUCAAACCAGACGCACUGCAGAACUGUGACAUGGGAGCCUGUGCACGCAGCUGGUUCACUUCCCUCUGGAGCCAAGGGUGCUCUGCGGAGUGUGGUCGGGGCAAUCGAACCCGGACGGCACUGUGCCUGAUGGAUCACGUGACUGAUCUCCCAUUUGACAGCUGCGAAGGGGAACGCCCACCAGAGGCCACAUCGUGCGAGUCAGGUCCCUGCCAGAACCACCUGGAGUGGUACACCGGACCCUGGGGUCAGUGUUCGGCAGAGUGCGGGAACAGCACACAGACCCGGAGUGUGGUUUGCAUUUUCAAUAGCGACGGUCAUGUGGAGGUUGCAGAGCGGGGGAAAUGCUCCAGUCUCUCUCAGCCAAUCACAGCUCAGCCGUGCAGACUGAAGCCAUGCGGUGUCCAGUGGUAUGUCACAGUGUGGAGCGCGUUGGAUACAGUUAAAUCCAGCAGAAGUUGA
Messenger RNA from Anarrhichthys ocellatus (wolf-eel), 1839 nucleotides. RefSeq names its product thrombospondin type-1 domain-containing protein 4-like. Gene Ontology annotation, biological process: extracellular matrix organization; proteolysis. Lineage: Eukaryota; Metazoa; Chordata; Actinopteri; Perciformes; Anarhichadidae. Bases 1 to 1839 code for a protein of 612 amino acids. Gene Ontology annotation, molecular function: metalloendopeptidase activity. Gene Ontology annotation, cellular component: extracellular matrix. The record is from RefSeq and is a predicted model, not a curated record. The transcript is spliced from 11 exons.